Stomoxys calcitrans (stable fly) is the source of this 5784-nucleotide messenger RNA. RefSeq names its product trithorax group protein osa. Lineage: Eukaryota; Metazoa; Arthropoda; Insecta; Diptera; Muscidae. The transcript is spliced from 4 exons. The record is from RefSeq and is a predicted model, not a curated record. Bases 541 to 5178 code for a protein of 1545 amino acids.
UACGGUCGUAUUUGACGGUCUAAAAAUUGCUAAAGAAAAAAUAAACGAAGGAAAAAUCAUUACAAAAAAAACAUCUAGAGAGUGAAAGAAAAUUGGAGAAAUAAAACGAGAAAAAUAUUGAGGAAAAACUUGAGAUAAAAUGUACGCAUGUGGAGACUGCAAGAGCUAGAAGAGAACAAGAAAAAAAAAAUCUAAUUGAAUUGCAAUAACAACAACAACAACUAGUACAAUAAUUGUUAAAUCAAGAAACGAAAUCAAAGAAAACUAAUCGAAACAACGGUAGUUAAAUGCUAGUAAAUGUCCGAGCAACAUAGCGCUAAUAUUUAGAUUGGCUUUAGGAGAAAAGUGUUAUAAUGGUGUUUAUGAUUAUCAACAAUCUAUCAACUAAGCUAUAAAUAACGUCAGUUGCAGUCAAUACCCCAAAAACUAAAACCAAGGAUUAUAAGCUGUUGACCGUCUCAAGAAAGCGAAAAAGAUUUAACACGGCACAAUAAGAAAAUUGGAAUUGUCUAAGAUAUCAGACAAUCAUCCCCCACCAUUAUGAUUAAAUUCAAAUUAAGGCUACUCAUAGCCUUUGCCCUGUAUCUGGGCUCAGCUGCCGCAGUACUCUCAUCAGCUCAAUUACCAGUCGAAGCACGAGGUGGCGUAUCCUCAGAGGAAGAAGAUGAUCCCAUAAUAUCCACCAGUUAUGUUUUGCCAAAUCAAAUUUUCAAUGAUGGAAAACCCUACUAUGCCGGCAAGGAUCCCAUAUCAGGACAAUUGGAUUUCAAUGUUAAGAAACCAGCCGGUAUAGAAACCUCAGCAAAUGAGGUUAUAGAUCCCAAUGAGAAGACUGUCAUUAGCUCCUCGUCACCCAAUAUACAUGAUUUUCUCAAUUUACCCGUAAAGUAUUCAUCAUCGAAAUUUGUGUAUCCUCUGGUUUCAAGUUCCUAUGCGAAUUUGAAAUAUCAGGGCAGUAACAAGAAUUACAUAACCAAUAAAAAGCCAACACAAGUGGUGCAGGCAACAUCGGCGCCCAACUACUUUACAGCGAAUUAUUUCACAGUGCCGACAACAAAGUUGGUGCCGGUGCAGCCCACGGGAUCGACUUCCAGCAGUAGCAGUACAUCAACAACUUCGACAACAUCUACCACUAAGAAACCAGCAACAACUUCUACUUCUACAUCUACUUCAACAUCGACCUCAACCUCUACAUCGACUUCAACUUCUACAACGUCCACCUCUACCUCAACCACCUCGACAACCAAAGCUCCAACUCAACCAAGCGUGGCCACCUCCUCAGCCAAAUAUACCACCUCGAGUAAGAGGACUACCACCACCACCACUCCAGUACCAAAGACUCUAACCACACGCAAGAAGUUUGUGCCCACCAAGAAAUAUAGCCCUGCCAGCACUACAUCAGCCUCAACCACACCAAUGCGCUUCCCCCAACAGGAGAGCUAUAAUACAACCAAACCCACCAAGUCUACCACAGCUGCCGCCUUCAGCACCCAUCAUCCAACUCCUCAGGCAGCUAUAUUUCCCACUGAACCCUCGACCACCAUGAAUUGGUAUCCAGCUCCACCAAGUUCAACCAGCACCAGACAGCCCAUUAUGUUCACCGAAGAUCCUACAGCCCCACCAGCAUUUAGCCCCAUUCCUAGCAGUACUCGCAUACCUAAUCUCGAUCCAGCCGAUGUCUAUCAUACUUUGGAUCAAAAGAAUAUAGAAAACAAAUUCGAUCCUAGACCAUCCAUGACUUUGGCGGAUUUAUUCAAUAGCUUGGCCGAGGAGGAGUCGGCAGUGGCAGCUCUCAGCAAUCCCUCACACCAAGGACUUGAUGCCCAAGGAAAUUUAAUGGAACCAUUGGAUCCCUCUAAACCCUCACCAUUCGCCAUGCAACAAAACCCGGCACAAAGACCACCACAUCCAUUGGCUCCAACGAAACCCACUUUUGGAACCACAAGUGCACCUCUCCACAUGCAACAGCAACAACAACAACAGCAAGCACAAGUCAUCUCUGGCAGCCAGGAGAACUUUAACAACGAAUAUGUCUCAUAUCAGGUGCAGCAACCCAAUAUAAUGCAAUACCGACCAGCCCCAGGGGCUAUCAACAAUGUGGUCAUAUCGCCAGGGCAACAUUCUGCCUCAUUUGUUUUAGGCAGCCAACAACAAGUGGGCACCAACACUUUUGGCAGUGUAGAGAAGGAGCCACUCUUCUCCAAAGAUCAUCCUGUACAAUAUGGCACAGUGAUCAAUGAAGACAUAAGCACUUUAAAUAGAAAGCCACAAGCUCCUAGUCCACCAGCUACAUAUCAAGAAAUGUCAAAUCCUUCACCCACUUCCAACUUCCAUCAAAAUGGUAACUUUGCCUCAGAGUCAGCAGGUUCCUCCUACCCCGAACCACCACCAGCAGCUCCUUUGCCUUAUCAACAAUUGCCUUUGAUUGGUUCGAAUCUAAGGACUAAAACUCCGGCUCAUAAACCAAUACCACCACCGCCGCCACCAUCAAACCAACAACAACAGCAGCAACAACUACCCACCCUAACAGGAACUGGAGUGGGUUCGGUGCAAUCAGUCAGCCCCCAAGAGAAUUCAGACAACUCUUUCACAUUGGAUUCCAAUCAAAAUACCAAAGAGCUAUUGGUCUCCACCAACAUUCGUUUCCCAGCCAAUGAUGAACAAUCGGCAGAAAUUCCCUCUUUACCAGUUGCUAAUGGGCCACCAUCUGGACCACAGGUCAAUGGGCAUGCUCAGCCCUUGAGUUUGCAGCAAAUUCAAAAUGCCAAUACUGUUGUAUUUCCCAAAUCCGAAGAAGGCAAUGGACCCUCCCUCUCCAUGGCCGAGGGAAAUGGUGGUGUUCAAAUACAGAAACAUGAAGUUCUCACCAUGAGUCAGCAUCAACAAAAAUUGAACUUCCCACCCUCGAAUGAACCGAAUACACCACCUACCCAUAUGGUGCCACCACCCCGCUUCCCACCGCCACUGCCCAACAGUAUUAACGAACACGAGCUGCAAAAACCAAAUCGUCCUCAUCCCCCGGCUGGUCCUCAAUAUCCUUUCAAUGAAUACACACGCAAGCCCAUUCCGGGCAUAACUCGUCCCAACCCAGACCGUCAUUUGCCCAAUAUUUUGCCACAAUUCCGUCCCAGUUCGAAAAUUUCCAAUGGUCAUCCACAACAGACAAACUUCAAUCAAGAGCCAGGCAAUAUUCUAGUAACGGGACCUCAGCCACCACAUCCAAAGCGAGGGCCAAAUUCGGGGAAUCCACAAUUUUCGCAUCGUCGUCAACCUUUGGGGCAACAAAAUCGUUAUCCACUCAAUCGCAAUGUAGAUUAUCCAUCGGUGGGACCACCACCACCACCGCCAGGAGCAUUGGGCCCCCAUGACAUAGCCAACAGAAGAAUCUAUCGCGUGUCUCCUUAUGGAGGUCAGGGCUUGCAAUAUUUAGAACGUCCAGGAGCUUAUCCACGUCGUCCUAUGCCACAUGUCCUAAGACCUUCGGAAUCACUGAACGUGGAACGCCAUGUUGCAAUGCCUCCUCCUUUGGAAAAGUUACCUGCCUUUGAGGAGGAAGAUUUGGUCAUCAAUGAUCCUCCACAACCAAUAACGCCCAGUAAGGAAUCCUCCCUAAUGAGUGAGGCCAAAUUGGAACCUGUGGUAACUUUGCAAAUGUUACAGUCCCAAAAGAAGGCGGUCUCCUUGCCCAAUGAUGAUACCGGAGCUGGUGAGAUUCAGGUACCCAGUUUGGAAGAAAGUGAAAUGGAGACUCUGGCGGAGAGUGCCACCAAUCAAAAUGGCCUAUAUGUGGUAUAUCCAGUGCCAGGAAGUGGUGAUAAGAAAUCAGAGUCCGAGGAUGAAGAAAUCGCCGACAUUAAAAACUCCUUGCCGGCAAUAGCUCAUGUGGAGCCUCCCACGGGUAGUGAAUAUCAAAAUACUCCCUUCUCGGUCGUACGAGAUCAACAACAGGAGCCUAUUUUGAAAAACAAAAAGCCUCUCUCGCUGCAACAACACAAACAACAACAGCAGCAACAACAACAACAACAACAAAAGGGACAAACAGCCAAAGAUUCUUUCCCCUAUCCCAUAGAGAAACCGGAUCCCUCGUACAGCGAACUGAAUGCUGCUGCGCUAGCAGCACCAGCCAAGGUUCCAGGUGUGCUUAUAGCCCCCAAAAUUAUAAACGGAGCCCUUGGCACGGGAACUGAGGCACCCAUUGCCAUUGCUUACACCCCCACUGAGUCCAGUAUGAAUUUCAAACUAAUGCAACAACAACAACAGAAAUAUCAACAGCAGCAGCAGCAUGAAUAUCAACUGCAAUUGCAACAACAACAGAAACAUCAGGACCAACAAAUGUACUCCAAUGUGAAUUUGGCCACACCAGUCAUCAAGGAGAUACGACACUUUGCCCAGACGGAGGAGGCCCUAAAUGGCCAUGAUUUCGAUUUAAGAGGUCAAAAUUACGAAAAGAAUUUCAUGGCUCCCUUCUAUCCAAGUGUGAGUCUGGAUGCUGUCACCAGCACCAAUCAUCCUUCGAAUAAUUGGAAUGUCUUGAAAACUUCUACGGGAGCCCCAUUGUAUGAGAAAAAUAAUAUCGACCGUUCGGAUGUGAAUGGUGAGAGUAACUCCCCGGCUCACAAGGCAGAGGAGAAAAAGCAGGAGGAAGAGCAAAUGACCACACCAAAAUCCUUUGAAAUGGAUAAAUUUCAGCCUGAGUUACAGGGUGGCUUUAAACCCAUCUAUCCACCCGGCUACAAGUUGGCCAAUGAGGAUGAGGAACAAGAACAACUUCAAAAGCAUGAAACCAAUAACAUGCCCUUGGCCUUGGCCAGUCGUAUGGAACUGCACCAGCAUUUGACCACUUUGGGAACGUCGUCAACAACAUCCACCUCCACCACCACCACCACAUCAACCUCUACCACCACAGCCAAGCCUCAACGGUUAGAGGAAGCAUACGAAACAACUACCCCCAAACCCAUUGACCAGGCAACAGUGGUACCACCUACGAAGCGCAUCAAAUCCAAAUUUGAGACCAGUUUAGCUGCCCUGUUGUUCGGCGAUGAAGAGGAAGAACUGGAGCCUGUCGAAGUGCCCCGCAAGGAGGAAGAGGAGCCUCAGGCCCGCAAAGAACCAACCAAAGCCAUGAUGAGUGGUCCUAGGAGUAUACCACGCAUGGGUCCACGUAAUUUGAAAAUAUAAAUAAGACCCUCAACUUCAAUUAGGCCUUCUUUCUUUUCACAAAAAAAAUCUAAACUUAAAUUUAGUUUUUAUUUAUUUUAUAGGAGAAAUAUUUAUAACAAAAAAAAAAUCAAAUAUACUUAGUUUUAAAUUAAAAUUAAGCAGCACCACCAGAAGACAUCCUUGUAAGGAUAUACUAACAAAAUCUCCCUCCUCCUUACAUACCAUAUUUUGCAAAAUAUUUUAAUUUUUCAUUUCUUCAAAACGUGUGUUGAAAUCUGUUUUUUUUUGUAAACAAAAAAUAAAUCCCUCAAGGUGGCAACUCUUGCGAGUCUAAUUUGAAAUUUUCCUUUAAAAAAUACAUAAAACACUUAAAUGUAUGAAGAGUUCCUCAUCCUGCACUCUUGGUUUCUCAUUAGACUCGCGAUUUGUUGAACCUUUUCAAGGCAAUCAACGUCCCACGUCCAUCACAUUCCAUACUAGUUCAUUUAUUUAUUCUCUUUGAUUGUUUCAUUCAUAAGCUAAGGCAAGUUAAAACAUUUGUUAGCAACAACAACAACAAAAUAUUUUUAAAUAGCUAUUAAACGAAACUAUGAAUUUUAAUAAUUAGAAAUAUCAGAACUGUUA